This is a messenger RNA of Coccidioides posadasii C735 delta SOWgp, 3141 nucleotides long. NCBI's taxonomy places the organism in Eukaryota, Fungi, Ascomycota, Eurotiomycetes, Onygenales, Onygenaceae. The record is from RefSeq and is a predicted model, not a curated record.
CUUUUCAAUCCAUAGCUCCUCACAAACGAUUGCUAUCUAAAUCAUUGACACACGUAGUGUGUGCAUGUUGAUUUUCUCCGCAAUGAAUACCAGUUUUCUUCAAGUUUUCUUGCUGCGUACCACGCCUCGAUCCAAACCAGAUGGAUGACCACUGUCGUCGAACUACCCUGCAGUAUGGGCACCUUGGAACACCAUUCUACCUUCCAGGGACGCAAAAUUGGGAGUUUACGCGUGUUCCUAAGCGAAGUCCGCCCUUUACUGCUUUGAGGGAAACUUUUGUCACCUCCCUUGAACCCGAUUCCACUUUCUCGAGUCCUACAACUCAGCAUGAAGCUUCUCGAGUUGCAAGAAAGGAACAUUCAUUGUUGAAAGCAUAUCCGGAAUUGGCCCCAAGCUUGGGGUUAGUGAACUCUCACGACAGGUCCUCCCAAGUCAUCACUGCAACUGUGACGAAUUUUGACCCCUUGGUUUCUACGCGUUUGGCAUUUGGAAGAGCGGUCAACGAGAAUCAUGCCGGUAGUCAGUCAGUUCCGAUAGUAGUAACUGCUUCUGGUGAUCCAGCAACAUCCAUUGCCGUUAUCCCCCUCGAUCUCAAAACUAAGAGUACGCUAGCCGGUUCGAAGCGAAUGCUCUCUAGUCCGAACCUCGCAUACAGCGAUGGCGCAUGGUGGAAAUGCCCUGGAGGCCCAGUGCAGCAAAUUUGUUUCGCAGAAUCUAUUGAUGAAGAAAACACGUACUUCGCGGCGAGAUUUUCCCAGAGCACUAUGAUAUUUCGCCCUUUGCGCCAUAGAAUGCCAUUACUCUCAUCCUUUGGAAUGAGAGGUUUUAUGCUGGAGCCGCACUCGAAGACCCAUCUCAAUGCAAAUCCAUUGGUUGAUAUACCGAUUUCGUUAACUGGUGGCCAGCCGCAUGCCGAUGUUACUUUUAAUCCAUGGUACCAACGGCAGGUCGCGAUUAUUGAUCGUUGUGGGAAAUGGAGCGUUUGGGAUAUACGUGGCAAGCACCAGCUUCAAGCUGAUUGGAUUGCUGAUCGAGGUCCCUGUGGAUCUCUGUCGCGUGCGUCUGGGUUAGGAAUCUCUGAACCCACAAAGGAAGAUCAUUUUGAUGGCUGGGCUGCAGUCAUUUGGGUUGGAGAUGUGCAUCAAUUACUGGUCUGUAACCGUCGCAAUCUGGCCCUAUGCAGACUUAGCAUGCAGCCGCCUGAACAGCACCUCAUAUCCCUUGGGUUACAGCGACCUUCUGAGUGGAUUUUGGAUAUUUCUAGAAGCAAACAUAAUCCUUCCCACUUUUUUGUUCUUACCACAACCAAAGUCCUGUGGUUGAAUGUUCUUCCAGUUGAAGCAUCCCCGGAUGGCCAUGGUGUAUCCACAUUGCUGAGUUGGAAGCAUUUCCGGGAUACAGAAGACACAAGCCUCCGCCUCGCACAGGUGCUGGUACAGAACGCCUUUCGGUUCUCGCUCUCGGCGGAAGAAUCGUCAAUUCCACUAUCCAUAUCCGAUCCAUUCCUUCUCUCUACCCCUUGGCCCACGAAUGGAGCCGAACAUCCAGAAGAUAGGCAGAAGAGUUUCUGCUUUUCGUCCAUGCUAUUUGAAGAAAUUGAUGCCCCCCCGGGUUUCAGCGACGAAGAUAGGGGAAGUCCAACACUAAUUAAAUUUAUUGGCCAACGUGCAGAUCUUGCAAUAGUUGAAGGGUUAUAUUCCAUGGCUCUACCCUUCGAAUCUCCAGAAGCAAGUUAUCCGCGCCCUAACUCUAUUCUGCCUCAAAGAAGACGCAAGUUGGCUAGCUUGGCUCGGGUUGACGACUUUGACUUUGUAGUAGAUGAUGUGGAUGAACCAGUAAUCCAGCUAGAGAUUGGGAUGAAGCAGAACAACAGCCUCCACCGAUCGUUCCGCCGAGAUUUUCAGCCACACCAACGGACUGAGCAAUGGACAUCUCUGCAUGUUCGAGUGAUUACUAGUGCUAGCCAACCAGUUCCACGACAGGAUGAGAUCGAGAUUCAAAUACAAGGAUUUGACGAUUGGAUUCGCCUGGCUACCAGCAGACUCCAAGACCAAAUAGCUCAUGAUUCAAUGCCUGCGGUAUCUCAGACACUACUUGAAGCACUCGGUGUCCCACCGGCUCUAAAUGCAAUUGAUAGUAACGCAAGGAACUUUGCACGAUUUAUUCAGACCAUGUCCAGUCCAGUACUAGAGCCCCGCCACCGUCGUUGGUUAUCAGGGUUGCCGUUGCCAUUUUCCGCUACAUCACGGCUACCUGUUUUCACUCCAACGCAGCAAAAUGAUAUGUCCCUUGCAGCACUGUAUGACUCCCUUGUCUACGAUUGGCUUUCUCCGCUGUCAGAUCAUGUUCCCAAUCGGGUUCGGAUGUCAAAAGAAAGAAUGAUUCGAUGCAUGGUUGCAGAGAUAAUGUUUUCGAGAAUUAGCCUUGUGCAAAUGAUGCCAGAAAAGAGAGAGUCCACCAGUCUUGAGGACCAGGUAAUGACCUCGUCAGGACCAGCCAAUGAGCCGCCGUUUAAAGGGGGACGGCGUGGUGCAUCACAUGACGGUAUAUUACCAAGUCAAGGUGCAAGUUUUACACCUAUGCUUUACCAAUCUCAUGAGCCAACAGCGCCAGCAUCUCUCGCUUUGCACCGUUAUACUACCGUAAAUCCCCAACCUGACCCCUUAAAGCGUGUCAUGACAACAUUAUCCCAUUGGAAAGUCGGCACUGAUCCGGCGGAUUACGACUGGCAGAAAACAGUUCACGCGAUUCAAGAUGAACAGUCACUGUCCGGGGACCAUCCAACCGUCCAGAGACGUCGUAGGCGUGAAGAGCGCAAACGACGCCAGCUGGAAAAAGCUCAAAAGCAGGCGUCAUUAACGCCGUCAACACCGAAAUUAGUUGACGGCGGGAGAAUGUGGGGAAGCCAACCAGACAGGGCCAUUCGUAUCUCUCCGGUCGAACCCGAGCUCUGGAGCAGCCAAAUCAAAGAAGAAAAUAUACCCCUGACACAGGUAGAAAGAGGAGUAUUUGGUAGCAGAGAAGUGGCGCGAAAGAAGAUGGGUAAGGAAAGGAGAAAAAGGCGAGCAGCCGGAUUUUGACAUUUCGAGCUUUUUUGGGAAUAUGCAUGUAUGAGCCAACACACUGAUAUGUUUGUAUCUU